This is a messenger RNA of Drosophila busckii, 845 nucleotides long. Its product is annotated as antigen 5 like allergen Cul n 1. NCBI's taxonomy places the organism in Eukaryota, Metazoa, Arthropoda, Insecta, Diptera, Drosophilidae. The record is from RefSeq and is a predicted model, not a curated record. The transcript is spliced from 3 exons. The coding region runs from base 214 to 786 and encodes 190 amino acids.
UUACUGAAUAAUGUUGCGACUUGCUUUAGCGUUCUGCCUGCUCUCCGUGGCUUUGGGCAAUAUGAACUACUGUUCGCCCGCCGUCUGCCAAACGGGCACGCAUAUUGCCUGUGACCAUGAUGGGAGCUGGUCUGAGGACUGUCCCUGUGAGCAAUAAUCCGUCGCCCUUUAUGGUCAACAUGAACGCUGAUCUGAGAUCGCAAAUUAUUACCAAUGCACAAUACGAAACGCAAUCAGAUCGCUCUGGGUGAAAUGUCGCGCUAUCGUCCUGCCGAGCGCAUGGCCACCGUGCGCUGGAGCCCCGACCUGGCCACGCUGGCCGAGUACAAUGUGAAGCAGUGCAAGCUGGCCGAAGAUCCUUGCCACAGCACCAGCAAGUUCAAGUACAGCGGACAGAACUUGCGCCUGAUUCAGUACAGCGGUCUGCGCACCAGUCGCACCAACUCGGAGCUCAUCAGCACUGUCAUCAAUGGCUGGUGGAAUCAGCACCAGCACGCCAACCAGAUUGUCAUCAAUAGCUAUCCAGCCAGCUGGGGCGGCAACAAAAUGAGCGACUUCACCACCAUGGUCCAGGAGUACACCUGGGCCGUUGGCUGCGCCAUUGCCAGAUACCAGUCCCCCGAUGGCACCAACAACUUCCUCAUGAACUGCUACUAUGCGCACAUGAACAGGGUGAACAAGCCAGUCUACAAGCGCGGCACCACCGCCAGUGGCUGCAAAACGGGCAAGAAUGUCAACUAUCCGGGUCUCUGCAAGGUCGCCGAGGUCUACGAUCUAUCUGUCUAGAUCAAUCAGCCAUAUACUGUUGUAUAUAAUUUCGAAUAAAAAGCACAUACCUAAAUGAA